AUGAAAUAAGACAAUAGUUAAGAGAAGGAGGCAGAUAAGAAGUUUAAGAAAGGCAAAGAAGCGUAUGUCUCAUAAUUUAAAUUGUUUUAGUUUAACAACUGGUGUGUUUUAGUGGAAAAAGGAUUAUAAUUUGGGCGCGAUGUAAUUUGAGGAGGCUGCUAAGUUGUAUAAGGAAUGCAAGAAUUCUUAGAAGGAAAAAGAAGCACUGAAGUUAGCUAUUGAAUGCAAUGAGAAAUUAAAUGAUACUUGGGCAGUGGGUAGAAACUAUGAAGCCCUUCUUAAUUCUCUUAUUGAUAAUUCCAGCAAUGAUUACAAAGAACUUAUGGAAUGGUCAUAGAAGGCUGGAAUUUAUUUCAAGGUUUCAGAUUCAGGUAUGAAAUCAAUCUAAGUACUGAAUAAAGUGGCCAAGUAAAAUUGAUAGCUUUUCUUCAGGUAUUUAAUUAAAAGACAACAAUAUGAAAUGGCAGAGAAGGUAAUUUUGGAAGCCUUGGCUGAAGCAGAGGAUCAAUAGGCUCCAUCCACUAGAACUGACAUCAUAAGCUCUUAUGUGGAGAUUUUGAUUGAGACUCAACAAUACCACAAAGUGGCUGAUUUAUAUAUGAAGGAGAUUACGAAGUUCAGAGAAGAACAUAUGAAAUAUCCACUCAGCCAAUACGCUUUGAUUGUUAUUGUGAUGUACAUCUUGCAAGAUGAGAUCAUUAGAGCCAAUCAAGAAUUAGAGCAAUUAAUAAUUUAGUAUGAAUAGACCAUUAAUAAUAAAUAGAGUGUACAAUUUCCAUAAAUCCUCAGAGUUUCGAGUAGUUGAUUAGAUAUUGAAUUCCUAUGAGAAAGGAGAUUAGAAUUAAUUUAAUGAGGCAAUUACCAAAUCCUGCGUGACAUCUAUAUAUCCUCCAAAUGUAAUUAUAGAACUUAAUCAAUUAGAUUGUACGAGCCCUAAGAAAAGUUAAAGUCAGAGUGAUCAACAUUCAUCAAAAAUAAAAUAUUUAACAGCAAGAACUUGAUUAAGGACAUGAAGAAGUAGACUACGAAUAGGAAUUAGCAAAAAAGAUCCUUUGA
This is a messenger RNA of Paramecium octaurelia, 1056 nucleotides long. NCBI's taxonomy places the organism in Eukaryota, Ciliophora, Oligohymenophorea, Peniculida, Parameciidae. The record is from the annotation of a GenBank genome assembly.